AAGCCAGCGAAGAUGUCCGAGGUGCGGCUGCCGCCGGUCCGGCCGCUGGACGACUUCCUGCUGGGCUCCACCCGCUUGGCUCCCCCGGACUUGCGGGACCUGCAACGCUGGCACAACCGGGUCAUCAAUAACCUCCUUUACUACCAGAGCAAUUAUUUGCUGGUGCUGGGCGCGGGGCUGGUGCUGGGCGGGUACUUCCGCCCCCUCCUGACUCUGCUGAGUGGUGCACUCGUCACUCUGAUGUUUCUGGGCUUCGUCUGGGCGGCUGAGAACAAGGCACCUGCGCGACGCUUCCGGCGGAAUUACCCCUGCACCUGUGUCCUCGCUAUCCUUGGCUCUGCAUACUUUCUGGUGUCGCUCUUGGAAGGCUCUGCCACCUUUUUGUUUUUCAUUGCCCUGCCCAUAAUGUUGAUCCUCAGCCAUGCCUCCUUGCGCCUCCGUAACCUCAAAAACAAGAUUGAGAACAAAAUUGAGAGCAUCGGACUCAAACGCACACCCAUGGGGCUGCUCCUGGAAGCUCUCGGACAGGAACAGGAAGCUGGAUCCUAGACUGCCGCCAUGCUACUUCCUUUCCUUUGGAAAUACUUUACGUACCUACCUUCCUGUUAUCUCUUUCUUCCCCCACCCCCGGCCUUUGUGUUUAUCUAGUCACUUAACCCAGUCUAGCGGCUUGGCUGUGAGCUCAUAUAAAAGACGCAAUCUCUUUGGGAUUAGAGCAGUCAACCUGUGGAGCCCCCGGGCUCAAAGUCGCACUCAGUAAGAUUUGAGAGCAAAGUAAACGUGGAGAGCAAAUAGGGUGGCAUCAAGGUGGCAUUCCUAAUUGACCGUAGGUAUGAUUUGUCAGGACUCUUCCUUGUUUGGUUUUAGAGUAUACAAGACAGGGAGAAGCAGCAAGUAAGAUUAAUGAAUGACGAGGUAGUAUUUUUUUAAAACGUAAGGUGUUAACCUGUGGGACUCCUAAUCACUUGAUUAAAAAACCCUCCCAUAAGCAUCAUGGCCUGAUACUAGAACAAAGAGCAGUCAGUUGGCAAAUUACAAGACAACCUAUUUCUAGGUGUCCUAAGGGAGGCUAGUUUGUAUGUUAGUAUUUCACAUUUAUAUAGACUUUUGAAUGCUCCAAGUGCUUCACAUAUAGUAUCUUGCUAUAGUCUGUACCACUAUCCUGUUGUUUAAGUCAGUAUUGUUUCUCUCCAUAUUGCAGCUAGAGGACUGAGGCUGCCAAAGGAUGGCUUGCCUCAGUCCACCCACCAUGUUCUUCUCAGAGCUGAGAUCCAAAUGAAGAUCGUCUAUUAUCCUAGUUGCUGUACGGCAACAGCUGCUCUAUAGAAUUUCUGGUCGUCUGGUUUUUAGAGACAUCAAGCAAGAGUUCCUAUUAGAGCGAGUUGGGUUGCUUGUGGGGAGAGGUGGUGACAGUAAGCAAUAGGAAGCCAUUUUGAAGAAGAGCUAGCUGAGCCUUAAAAGGCAUAAGGAAGGCUAGCAAGUCAUUAACCCUGGAGGUCUCUCUUGAGGGAAAGGGGAAACUCCAAAGUACAAUCAGCAGACGAGGACCUAUGUUGCAAACUAUACAUUCAGAUUCUAAGGAGGAAAGUCCAUCCUGGGUAACUCUUGUUUUGUGCAUAUGGUUUUGAGGGAAGCAAAAAAUCCUUGACCACUUCCAAACUGGGCAAAGUUCAAAAUGUCCUUCUACAGCACCCUCCAUAUUCAAGGUAGUCUGUAUUUAGAUGGGUGCUACGUAAAACUUCAGAGGACGGACCAAACUUAGCAUAGUGUGCAGUUCUGACUAGUGUGUGAGAUGUUGUCAAGAGAUAAAUUGCUAAUAAAUGAAGGCGCAAAUAGAUUCUAGAAGUAUUUCCAAAAACACACAAAAAAGAUACAUAAAACUUCAGAGAACGGACCAAACUUAGCAUAGUGUGCAGUUCUGACUAGAGUAUGAGAUGUUGCCAAGGGAUAGAUAGCUAAUAAAUGAAGGAGAAAAUAGAUUCUAGAAGUAUUUCC
Molecule: messenger RNA, 1995 nt
Organism: Elgaria multicarinata webbii
Lineage: Eukaryota; Metazoa; Chordata; Lepidosauria; Squamata; Anguidae
Gene: PRAF2
Product: PRA1 domain family member 2
Exons: 3
Coding region: 13-549 (178 amino acids)
Cellular component (GO): membrane
Source: RefSeq, a predicted model, not a curated record